GAAAAGAAAAAAGAAGGAAAAGCGUGUUUCGUUUGAAGCCUCUUAGUAAGCAUAAGUAGUCUCGUCCGUCAGUCAAAGAGUAAAAGACUUCUGAACAAGGCCGUUUAUUAGACAGAUCAGACGUUGGAAUUUGGAAUAACUAUGAUUAAUAAAGUAAAGAGAGAAGAGUAAAGUCAAGACUGAAGUAGAGUGGAGACUUUGGAGAUUUGUGUAUUUGAUGUGCAUCCCUCUGGUGGCGAGUAUAGGAGGGCCGUCAUAACAUUAAUACAUACGUGACCGCACCCGUUUUAUGUGGUUAUGUGUGGUGAUUCAUAGAUAUUGUAUGUAAAAUUUAUUGAAUUCCUAAGGUAAAAAAUAUAAUACAAAAUGACAGAAGUUCAUAACUUAGGUGUUGACGCUAUCAGUUGCCAUGCUUGGAAUAAAGACAAAAAAGAGUUAAUAUAUUUUUUACAGAAGUGGCCAUUUGUCCAAAUAACAAUGAGAUCCAAGUUUACAAACGCACGUCGAGUGGUUGGAAAUUGUUACAGAAUCUACAGGAACAUGAUAUGCAUGUUAUGGGUAUUGAUUGGGCACCAAAUACCAAUCGAAUAGUAACAUGCUCCGCAGAUAAGAAUGCAUACGUUUGGACACAGGAAGGGGAUGGAAAGUGGAAUCCCGCAUGGGUACUUUUAAGAAUAAAUCGUGCAGCAACAUGUGUAAAAUGGUCACCAUUAGAAAAUAAAUUUGCUGUUGGAUCUGGAGGUAGAGUAAUAGCUGUUUGUUAUUUUGUUUCUGAAAACAAUUGGUGGCAGUGUAAGCAUAUAAAACGCCCAUUAAGGUCCACUGUAACUACAGUCGAUUGGCACCCAGAUAAUAAAGUUUUGGUUGCUGGAUCCACUGAUUAUAAAGUUCGUGUAUUUAGUGCAUUUAUUAGUGAUAUGGAAGAUGCACCUGGUAAUGGUCCAUGGGGUCACAGUAAUACUUUAGGAACAUUACUCGCCGAAUUCCAGAAUACUCCUAAUGGAGGAGGUUGGAUACACUCUGUUGCAUUUAGUCCUUGUGGCAAUAAAAUUUGUUGGGUAGCACACAAUUCAUCAAUUUGCAUUGCAGAUGCUACUAAAGGAAAUGCUGUUAUACGAUUAUAUACAGAGCAUUUGCCAUUUUUAUGUUGUGUUUGGAUGGGGUCCAAUUCCAUUAUCGCUGUGGGACAUAGUUGUAUGCCUAUGCUGUAUUCUAUAGACGAUAAUGGUCAACUAUAUUUCGUAUCAAAAUUAGACAAUACACAGAAAAAGGAGGCUGCUGGUUUGUCCGCUAUGCGUAAAUUUCAAUCGUUAGAUCGCCAAGCGAGAACCGACACGAACGAUAAUGCCUUAGAUAGUAUACAUCAAAAUACUAUCAACUGUGUGCGCAAAGUAUCAGAUAAUGAAUUUAGUACGAGCGGUUUAGAUGGUCAAUUGGUAGUUUGGGAUCUCAAGCUUCUGGAGAAUUCUAUUGCUGGUCUCAAGAUAGCAUAAGUAAAAUCUUUUUUUAUAUCAAAGGAAGACGGAAGAUGUUACAUCAACUGAAAAGAUGUAUAAAUGUUAAAUCUGAAACGAAACGAAAGAAAAUAUACAAUUUCUCAUUAAUA
Messenger RNA from Bombus terrestris (buff-tailed bumblebee), 1606 nucleotides. It is a transcript of the gene Arpc1, whose product is annotated as actin-related protein 2/3 complex subunit 1A-A. Gene Ontology annotation, molecular function: actin filament binding. The record is from RefSeq and is a predicted model, not a curated record. The transcript has 6 exons. Bases 546 to 1493 code for a protein of 315 amino acids. Gene Ontology annotation, cellular component: Arp2/3 protein complex; actin cytoskeleton. Gene Ontology annotation, biological process: Arp2/3 complex-mediated actin nucleation. NCBI's taxonomy places the organism in Eukaryota, Metazoa, Arthropoda, Insecta, Hymenoptera, Apidae.